UUCCUGGGUACAUAUCACCUCACAGUUUUGUGUAUCUCUUGGACCGUCUUUUUUUCAUGGCAUCUUUCUCUUCGGGAAUCAUUUUCACUACAAAAUCUUCUUUUGUUGAAUGGUUUACCCAUCAUCACUUUGCUCCAAACACAGCUCUUUCCAAUCCCCCUGACGAAAGCUUUUUUGUUGUAAUGGUCCGAGAAAUUCUUUACAAUCAAGAGGAAACUGUAGCAUGGAUUAAAAAAUCAGACAUGAAUCCUAGAUUUUACCAUCCAGUUUUGGUGUUGAAGCUGGUUAUGAUACUGUGUUUAAUUUGCUUAAAAGUAUCAGAUUGUUCUGAAGUACUACGUGAUUUGCUGUUUGGGAUGAACAAUAUUGCUUAUUUGCUUCCAAAGGAGUUUCUGGGUGGUCUUUUAAAGAGAAGGAAGAGCCGUUAUCUCAAUUUAAAUGCUGACGUAGUUGCAGAAGCAUUUCUAACAAUAGAGGAUCCUCUGUUGAUUGUGAGUACGGAAAAUGCAAGUCCUAGAAUCCAUGCUCCUUGUGCAAUGUUUGUGGACCUUCGGAGAUCGAGGGAUGAGAUAAUGAAUGUACUGUUCCCCAAGAAAAAUACACAUAGCGACUCGACCUCUGAGGCACCAUCUUCAAACCCGUUACCAGAUUCUAACUUCAAUGUGGAUCCUGCGGAUGGAUGCAAAGGAGAACUGGUAAUGAAAUGGAAUAUACUUGAUGACAUAUCUGAAGUUAUAAAUGGGCAGAAGGGAGAGAUACAGAGCUCGUUUUCUGAUUAUGCUAUGAUCAAGAAAGAGUUGGAUAAAAUUGUACAUGCUAUGGCUACUGCUCUUACGAAUGCGAAAACGUGUGCUGGAGAAUAUGCAACACUUUUACGUGAAGUGCGCUGUGCAUUUGAUGAACUGGAACUGCUUUCUUGUUGGUUAGAUACAAGACUUGUAAUUUUCAGUGGACUUGAAGUGAAUUUAGUUUUCUCAAGUGAUGAAACAAAGAGUUUGCAAGAAGUUGUGGAGGGUCUGCAGAGUAGAAGGCCAAUGAUGGAUGAUUUCUUGAACCAGUUUGGAAUGAGGGAGGAACCGCAGAAGCUGGUGUCAGAGAGCAGAAACACAAGUCGAUGGCAGUGGUUGCGAUCAUUCAUCGGUUCUGGAAGUGGUGCCGGAAAAACACAAGGAUGGUAGCACCCAAGAAGCGGUAGCGAAGAAAGGGAAAGGAAAUAAAGAGGAGGAGAAGAGAGAACAACAAAGGUAGGAAGAAAUGUUAGAUUGGAUUGAUGGUUGAUUCCUUUUGAUCUGAAAAGAACAGGAUUCCCAA
This is a messenger RNA of Cynara cardunculus var. scolymus (artichoke), 1311 nucleotides long. RefSeq lists its product as uncharacterized. The record is from RefSeq and is a predicted model, not a curated record. The coding region runs from base 57 to 1178 and encodes 373 amino acids. The transcript has 3 exons. Lineage: Eukaryota; Viridiplantae; Streptophyta; Magnoliopsida; Asterales; Asteraceae.